ACGCGCGAGGUUGGUUGCUUGCGGGCGCCGAAUGUGGGGUAGCGCAUCAAGUAGGUCUCCCGGAGUCAGCAGCGGCGGCAUUAUUAAGUUUUGAACAGCAGUGCCGUGUGGACGUACUACAAUAGCUCGUCUCUGGAACCUCGGUAGAGACGACGGGAGCAGCGGAGAUGAAGGUGUGGGGCACUUGCUGGCUGGGGCUCCUCCUCCUCCUCCUCCCCCUGGUGGCGAGCAGCGAGGAUCAGGAGGGGACGGGUGACGCCUCCUCCGGCCAACUCAACCCUAAUGUGGCUCAGGACCGAAUGGCGGCCGCUCUCCCUGAUGACGAUGACGGCGACGUGUUUGAGGGCAAGGUAGCAGACCAGAUCGCGGUGGAGUCAGUGGACCGUCACGUGGCCGUCGGGAAGCCCUACCCGGUCCAGGCCAUUCCGGUGCCUGUUCGCUUCCCGGUCUACCCUGGAAAGCUGGUCCUUCCUGAUCACGCCGGCGGUAGACAGCGCGCCAAGCCCAAGGAAGGCGCUGGCCCGGCCCAUCACCAGGGCCCGCCCAAGCGUCCUGCAACCCGUCAUCGUCUUCCGCCUCCACCACCACUUCCUCCCUCAGGAAUCGUUCAUAAGCCGAGGCAGCCUAUAGGCCCCGGGUUCAAAGUACCGGGUCCACGCAAGCCCUUGCAGCCACCUCCCCCUCCCAGGGCCGCGUAUUCUGGCCCUCUUCCCCCAUCACGAAAACCUGUCCACACAGGCCACACUCCUUCAGUCCAUCAAGGUCAGCCUCAACCACUGGGUCCAGACUACGGCUCCCCCAAACCCGGUGAUGUUUUCCUUGCGGGAGGCAGCACAGGCAAGGGCGCGAGUGGCGGUCACGGCGGUAGUUCCCACCUGCCUCAACCAGUCCUCUCCACCUUUGCUCCUGCGCCUCUCCAGAGUGCCGCGUCAGUACAUCUACCUGGAGCGGUUCUGCCUCCACCACCACAGAACCUUUAUAAUGGCCCACCGCCACCAGCUAUCAAUGUCGGCAUAGGCCACUCUCCUGACGCCGACGUGUCAGGCUCAGCCAACGCCUACGUGCCGCCUGAGGCUCUGGCGCCUGCAGAUCCUUGGCCAACAGCCGCCCCGGAGAUGCCUAAGAUAACUUCUCUUGAUGUAAAAUGUGAAAAGAACUUAAUGAAGGUCAGUAUCACCUUCGACAAGCCCUUCUUCGGCAUCAUCUUCAGCAAAGGUCACUAUAGUAACGUGCACUGUGUACACCUGCCAGCGGGCCUGGGCCGCUCACAGGCCACCUUCGAUAUCUCGAUCAACGCGUGCGGCACCACCGGCAACACUGAGAACGGUCUGUACGGCUACGGCAGCCAGAGUGGCUCAGGCACCUACUUUGAGAACACCAUCGUCGUGCAGUACGACCCUCAGGUGCAGGAGGUAUGGGAUCAGGCACGCAAGCUGAGGUGCACGUGGCACGACCAGUAUGAGAAGUCUGUUACAUUCCGUCCAUUCCCCGUGGACAUGUUGGACGUGGUUCGCGCAGACUUCGCCGGGGACAAUGUUGGUUGCUGGAUGCAGAUCCAGGUGGGCAAGGGCCCGUGGGCUUCGGAGGUGUCUGGUCUGGUAAAGAUCGGCCAGACCAUGACCAUGGUGCUGGCUAUCAAGGACGACGACAACAAGUUCGAUAUGCUAGUACGCAACUGCAUGGCACAUGACGGCAAGAGGGCGCCCAUCCAGCUCGUGGACCAACGUGGCUGUGUCUCGCGCCCCAAGCUCAUGUCCAAGUUCACCAAAAUAAAGAACUUUGGAUCAUCAGCAUCUGUGCUUUCGUACGCACACUUCCAGGCGUUCAAGUUCCCAGACUCAAUGGAAGUCCACUUCCAGUGCACGAUUCAGAUCUGCCGCUACCAGUGCCCCGAGCAGUGCAGCGGUGCUGGCGGCGUCAUCCCGGGAGACAGCUACGAUGUGCCUGGCCGAGCCAAGCGAGAAGUCGAGAAUGAAAGUGAAGAAGAAAUUAAAGAAAAGACUGAAGAAGAGGAAGAGGUAGACAAACAAAAGGACAUUGGCGUCAACCGCGUAAUUCAAGUUGUGUCGAUUCGCGAUCUGGCCUUCGUGCAGGACAAGAAGGGAGGCACUGAGACCGAGCUGCGGGAGUCUGAGACAUCCACGCUGGUGGCGCCGCAAGUGGAGGACCAAUCUGGGCUGAUCUGUAUGUCCACUCCAGGGUUCGCCGCGACUCUCAUUGUCUUACUGGCAAUACUCAUCGUUUCGUGCCUCAUGUCCGCAUUCCUCUGCCUGCGGUUCAGAAGUAACGGUGACACACGAUCUAUCAUCUCGUCCACGUACGACAAUCCGGCCUUCAUGCACAAGAAAGGGCUCUUCUAGACGCCACAUCCUUCUCCUCCACCUCACCACCAGACGAGCCAAGGGGUGCGAUGUGAGGCUACACCUGCAAGCGUCAUGGGCUACGAGAGGCACCUCAGGGCGUCUUGCUGCACCUCAGUGACGGGCGACAGGAGAGCAGCACCCCUGUCGCCCCCCGUCACAAGCCGCGGCGCGCUUGGUGAGUCGCGGCCGGGCAUUCAGGCGCCACAGUCACUGCAGGAAGGCGGCUGCGGGCAUGGAUGGUGCCUCCCCUUGGAUCAUCUGGCCGGCGGACGCCCCGCCAGCGAGUCACGUCGUCGGAUCGUCUAGCUUGUGCACCACCACCGUGUGUGUGUGUGUGUGUGUGUGUGUGUGUGUGUGUAACGUCUCAACUUCACUGUGUGUAAGUUUUCCUCCACUGUGACAGCCGACCCCCUCCCUUGUGUUCCUGGAGAAGGCGUGGGCGGGGGCCGGGUGAGCAGCACCGUAUCACUUAUUAGUCCCCAAACCGCUGGCGGUGUUGUGGGCGGCUAAGGAGGAUCCCAGCGUCCGCCUGGCUGGACGGUUUGGGACUCCUCCCAGCACCCUUUAGGAUUAACUAUGGGUGGUUCACAAGGGUUUCACGGGAAUAAUAAUUAAUAUAAUCAAGAAGGUAAUGCAUGAUAACUGUGUUCUGCACGUCACCGCUUGUCCCGGCGCAAUGCACGGCUGGGACCUGCACCCGCGCUGACCGAGUUGCCAUAACGCUCAUCACCUCCCUUCUCCCUUAGGUUAGUUAGUGUAGUAGUCGUAACCACCAGCAGGACGGUAGUGCGUGUGCAACGCUUACUCUUGACACCCGAGUCAACAGGCAGUGUGAGUAAGUAAGAGAGUGAGAGAGUGAGUGAGUGACCAAUGAGCUGAGACGAGCCGGCGACUUAUCGCCCCCAAGCGAACAAUGCUCCAUCCCUCCAUUCCUUCCCUUCCCCUCCCACCUUUAUUUGAGUUUCCCGGCUCCCAUUUCUCUUCAUCCCAGUUCCCUCCCCAUAAGGACAAGAGUUGCCACGUAGGGAAAUGUAUAUACAUACUGGUUCUGUAGAAUGUGACUUCAAUUAAUUUAUUUUUAUUUAUUCGAACCAUUUCUUCCCCCAACCGCCUCUUUCUCCUUUAGACAACUUCAUUGCUCCUACGUGUCAUUAAUAAUAGUAACUAAUAUUUAGUAUUAGGAUUUUUCUAACUUCCAUGUUGCGUGGCUGAUCCAAAGCGUGAGCGAUACAUGAUGUUUUGGGGGUCGUGUGUGUGUGUGUGUGUGUGUGUGUGUGUGUGUGUGUGUCUGGUGUGAUGUAUUUGUAAUAAAACGUUUAUGUUA
Molecule: messenger RNA, 3687 nt
Organism: Portunus trituberculatus (swimming crab)
Lineage: Eukaryota; Metazoa; Arthropoda; Malacostraca; Decapoda; Portunidae
Exons: 3
Coding region: 168-2360 (730 amino acids)
Source: RefSeq, a predicted model, not a curated record